This is a messenger RNA of Arabidopsis thaliana (thale cress), 2066 nucleotides long. Its product is annotated as Transcription factor IIA, alpha/beta subunit. The transcript has 11 exons. The record is from RefSeq and is marked reviewed. Gene Ontology annotation, cellular component: transcription factor TFIIA complex; nucleoplasm; nucleus. Bases 256 to 1383 code for a protein of 375 amino acids. NCBI's taxonomy places the organism in Eukaryota, Viridiplantae, Streptophyta, Magnoliopsida, Brassicales, Brassicaceae. Gene Ontology annotation, biological process: transcription initiation at RNA polymerase II promoter.
GACCGCUCCUCUCGAUCUCUGAUCUCCCUGUCUUCUGUCUACGCUUCGUCGCCGGCCGAUUUCUCCCAGACUCGUCUUACCGCCUCCGGUCGAAACCCUAGGUGAGGGUAACGAGCUUGGAUUGGUUUAUUGUUUUUGUUCUGGGGGAAAUUUAUUUGGCAAAUUCACCUAAAAUGUUGUUUCUGAUGAAAUCAGAUUCCCGGAGGACGAAAUUCGUUUUUUCGCCGGAACUAAAUUAAGGAGAUUUGAGAGGCUAUGGGUACAACAACGACAACAAGCGCUGUGUAUAUCCAUGUUAUCGAGGAUGUCGUCAACAAAGUUCGUGAGGAGUUCAUUAACAACGGAGGUCCUGGCGAGAGUGUUCUCAGCGAGCUUCAAGGAAUUUGGGAGACGAAGAUGAUGCAAGCCGGAGUCUUGAAUGGACCAAUAGAGAGGUCAUCGGCUCAGAAGCCAACACCUGGUGGUCCACUGACUCAUGAUUUGAAUGUUCCUUAUGAAGGUACAGAGGAGUACGAGACUCCCACUGCUGAAAUGCUCUUCCCUCCUACACCAUUGCAGACUCCCCUUCCAACGCCGCUUCCCGGUACUGCUGAUAACUCAUCCAUGUAUAACAUCCCUACCGGCUCAAGUGAUUAUCCCACUCCUGGAACUGAGAAUGGAGUCAACAUUGAUGUUAAAGCAAGACCUAGUCCUUAUAUGCCACCGCCUUCUCCGUGGACAAAUCCUAGACUUGAUGUCAAUGUUGCUUAUGUGGAUGGCCGUGAUGAGCCUGAGAGAGGAAACUCUAACCAGCAGUUUACGCAGGAUUUAUUUGUGCCAUCCUCUGGGAAACGAAAACGUGAUGAUUCUUCUGGACAUUAUCAAAAUGGUGGAUCUAUACCUCAACAGGAUGGUGCAGGCGAUGCUAUCCCUGAGGCAAACUUUGAGUGUGAUGCAUUCCGCAUAACCUCUAUUGGCGAUAGAAAGGUACCACGAGACUUCUUCAGCUCAUCAUCGAAGAUUCCUCAGGUUGAUGGGCCAAUGCCUGACCCUUAUGAUGAAAUGCUCUCUACACCAAAUAUAUAUAGUUAUCAAGGACCCAGUGAAGAGUUUAACGAGGCCAGAACUCCUGCUCCAAACGAGAUCCAAACGAGCACUCCUGUUGCUGUACAAAACGAUAUCAUUGAAGAUGAUGAAGAGCUGUUGAACGAAGAUGAUGAUGAUGACGAGUUGGACGACCUAGAAAGUGGCGAGGAUAUGAACACACAACACCUGGUUUUAGCUCAAUUUGACAAGGUGACGCGCACAAAGAGCAGGUGGAAGUGCAGUCUGAAAGACGGGAUCAUGCAUAUAAACGAUAAGGACAUUCUCUUCAACAAAGCAGCAGGCGAGUUUGACUUCUGAUCUUAACACUAGCAAUGAUGCUUCUAGGAAAGUCCUUCAAAUGUCCAGUGUCUUUCUUUUUACCUUAUGAUUUAAGACCGACCGAGAGAGACAUGAGUAUUCAUGGGAAAGUGUACUCUGGUUGGCUUGUUGUACAAAAAGAAAAGUUUUUUCUGUCGAAGAAGGCGUAUCAACUUUCACCUUGUUUCAUGAACUCUUAUUGUCUUUCACGCAAUGGAAAAUUAACUUCCCAAAAACUGGAUCUUGCUUACAGUUGUAUCUAGCUAAUAUCUUAUAACAGCAUCUUGAGAAAAUGGGUUAACAAGAAAACUAUUGAAAAACAUCAAGAGACCAUGGGUUAAUGCUAAAACCCUCACUGUGGAUGAUCUACAAGCAGGAACUUGGUCUGAAACAUAUUUAAGAGACUCAUCUGGUCACUGUGGUCGCCCUUAGCCGAAUGUUGCCACUCUAUUUUGUGGUCCAUCGAAGGCUGAGAUCCUUUCUUUUCAGUAAGACUCACCGGAAACGUAAAAUCGUGCCCUUCUCUAGUGGGAGAAGCUUGCGAGUUUGGAUUUACUUGCCCUUCUCUAGGAAGAGAAGAGUGCGAAUUUGGAGACACAAAGAGAGGUGAAAGCAGAGGAAUAGGUGCACCUGCAACCUCAUCACCAGACUGCUGCAGAAAGGGAUUCUCGGGAACACGACCA